Molecule: messenger RNA, 1975 nt
Organism: Elgaria multicarinata webbii
Lineage: Eukaryota; Metazoa; Chordata; Lepidosauria; Squamata; Anguidae
Gene: IL18RAP
Product: interleukin 18 receptor accessory protein
Exons: 11
Coding region: 221-1975 (584 amino acids)
Biological process (GO): interleukin-18-mediated signaling pathway
Molecular function (GO): interleukin-18 receptor activity; interleukin-1 receptor activity
Source: RefSeq, a predicted model, not a curated record
UCUGCUUUUGUCGUUUAGCCAGUAACGAUUACUUUAAUGCCUAUUAUAUGUGGGGGUUUUGCUCUUCAAAUGUCUUUCCAUAAGUGACUUCAAGGAUAUCGGGAAAGGAAAUAUCACCAUUCCAGUGGUACAGAAAAAUUCCAAAGGAAACAAUAUUGGGGCCUUCACUUGCUGUAGAAGCUAUUUGCGAAAGACCGAAGAAGUGCAAUGCUAGGAAGCAAUGCGAAUAUUUUUCUGGUUUUUCCUGUUACUAAUGAACAGAGUAGAAGCCAGAGAUAUUGAUGUUGCAGGAUGUCCCCACAAGCACACUGAUAUGAGGUAUCGGGCCAUUAGUGGCCAGAAAUUUGCUGUAUCGUGUGACUUACUAGCUGAAGACCCUGCCUCAAUUUUCAACUCUUCUCGUCUGUAUGAAAGCCAGGUGCAGUGGUACCAGCAAUCAAGCAAUGGAGGAGUCACAGAGCUUCUCCAUAAGGCAACCACCAACCUCACACUUCAGGGGAAUUUCCUUUGGUUUAAUCCAAUAACAGUUCAAGAUUCUGGAACAUAUAUCUGCAUGAAUAGGGAGAAAAAAUGGCCUUGUCUCAAUAUAUUUAUAGCUGUUCAAACAAAGGAAGUGGCUCAUUGUUCAGGUGACAUUGUGAGUAACAGAUAUCUACUUGUUGAACAAGGAGCAUCUAUUGCUUGCCCAGGGAAAAACUGCUACAGCAAUCUUCAGCGCUCAUCAGUGAAAUGGUACAAGAAUGGAAUAAAAGUAAGACUUCGAAAGGACAUAAGACCCAGCCUGCAAUUUAAGCACGAUAAAAUUGUGUUACAUUCUGUCUACGCCAAAGAUAAUGGUACUUAUAUAUGUGAUUACAUGAUGAUUGACAACAAUACCCAGUGGAGAAUGAGAACAGUAGUAGACGUAACAAUCAUCUCAAAAGACACGAUGAAUCCUCCAAAGGUUCUGGAUCCCAGUGAUGUGAGAACUCUGGAAGUAGAACCUGGGCAACUGCUUGAGCUUGAAUGCAAAGCACAGUUUGGUUUUGAAAUGAAAGCUUCCUCUUUGAUGCAAUGGUUCAGAAAAAACAGCAAAAGAAAACAACUGUUGCAGGAAAAAUGGGUUCAUCCAAAGGGGCUAGAAGGCCAAAUCUUCAGUCACAUUUUCAAGCUGACGAAAGUAACUGAAGAGGAUUUAAGCAGCCACUUCAUCUGCCUGGCUCAAAACUCUAUUGGAAACUCUACAGGCAUGUUCAAGCUUAGGAGAACAAAUAAAGCUGUGCCUUUCUUGGUCACUUUGUCUUGUACCGUUAUAAUUUUAUUUGGAGUCAUUUCGGGAGGUGUGCUGAUUUAUUGGCGCUGGAUUGAGCUAGUGUUGUUUUAUCGGAAUUAUCUGGCCAGCGCUGAAACUCUAUAUGAUUCAAAGGAAUUUGAUGCCUUUGUGUCCUACGCAAAACCAGAUUCACCUGAAGCAGAUCAAGCGCUAUACAAUGAGGAGCAAUUUGCCUUGGAGUUUCUCCCACAGGUUCUAGAAAAUGAAUAUGGAUAUAAGCUAUGUCUCUCUGAACGGGAUAUCCUUCCAGGAGGAGCAUACACUGAUGACAUUGUAACCGCUGUCAAAAAGAGCAGACGGGCAAUAAUGAUUUUAAGCCCAAGCUAUUUCAAAAACUCACUGGCCCUCUUUGAACUCAAAGCUGCAGUCAACACUAUGCUGGAAGAUAAGACAAUAAAACUCAUCCUAAUUCAGUUUGAGCCAUUCCAGGAGCCACAGUCGUUGCCUCAUAAGGUGAAGAAAGCGCUCAAGAUUUUGCCCAGGAUUACUUGGAAAUCAGCUACCUCUCCCGCUGCCAAUAAGCCGUUUUGGAAGAAAUUGCGGUAUUACAUGCCAGUGAAACAUAGCAAAGGAGCUCAGGGCGAGUGGCUUUCAUUUCCUCCCUGCCCCUGCAGGUUGCAGAGCAGGAAUGACAGAAAAGCCACUGGUGAGCGGAGAAGCUGA